UGUUACGCGCUUUACACAGUAUGGCCGGCGAUAUUAGCUAGCACUCGCUAACGCUAUUCUCUGCUAAAGGGAAGACGGUAACUCAAGAAAAUUAACACCAGAUUGCUUCAAGGACUGCACCUCAGUAAAUUAUAACUGAUCGAGGAAGCAUUCAUUACGCCGUAAACGUUACAGCUGACGUUUAGUAUUUUGUUGGGUGUCUGUUGUCUCAUGAUGGAAGAUAACGGUGCACACUUCUUCGAAGGGACGGAGAAGUUAUUGGAGGUUUGGUUCUCCCGACAGGAUGACACCAAAGGAACCGGGGACCUUCGUACCAUCCCAAGGUUUGAGUGGGACAAACUUUUGGAGAAUGUGCAUUGUUUGAUCAUAAGUGUGACAAAGACUGACAAGCAGGAAGCUUAUAUACUCAGUGAGAGUAGCAUGUUUGUCUCCAAGAGACGUUUCAUUUUGAAGACAUGUGGAACCACCCUCUUACUGCAAGCACUGGUGCCUCUGCUGGAACUGGCUCGGGAAUACUGCGGUUUCAAUGCCAUCGAGAAUUUCUUUUAUUCCCGUAAGAACUUUAUGAAGCCGACACUUCAAGAGUUCCCUCAUCGAAACUUCCAGGAGGAAGUAGACUUUCUCAGCCAGAUUUUCCCAAAUGGUGCAGCCUAUUGUAUGGGGCGUUUGAACUCUGACUGCUGGUACCUGUUCACCUUGGACUUGCCAGAGUACUGGGAGAACAAGCAUGCAGAUCAGACGCUGGAAGUUCUGAUGAGUGACCUUGAUCCAGCCAUUAUGGACCAGUUCUAUAUGAAAGAUGGUGUUUCUGCAAGUGAUGUCACUCGUAUGAGUGGAAUUCGUGACCUGAUUCCAGGUUCUGUGAUUGAUGCAACAAUGUUCAACCCUUGUGGAUACUCGAUGAACGGGAUGAAGACUGACGGAACCUACUGGACCAUCCACAUCACUCCAGAGCCUGACUUCUCCUACGUGAGCUUUGAAACCAACCUCUCCCAGACCUCUUAUGAUGAUCUGGUGGGGAAGGUGGUGGAGGUGUUCAAGCCUGGAAAGUUUGUGACCACACUUUUUGUCAAUCAGAGCUCCAAGUGUCGCAGUGUCUUCUCUUCAGCCCAGAAACUCGAGGGCUACAAGUGUCUCGAUCGCCAGUUGGCUCAAUUCAACGAUUACAACUUUGUCUUCACUAGCUACGUCAAGAACCACCAGCAGAGUUGAGGGAUGAGGAUGAAGAGGCGUAAAAAAGGCGGGUGCUGUCUGGAGGCGUCCCUGCUCCAUCCCCCAUUAGAGAACUUACCGUCUUCCUCUUCCCCGGCCCUGCUCGUCUGCUCCCCGCGCCAUUGGCGUCCAGGCGUCCCUGGCACCGGCGCCGCGGCCGGCCCUAGUUUAACCUCCGGUUUGGGUUGUUUGCAUUGUUGUAAUCGUGAUUUAGAUCUCCUGCAUGAAAGCUCUGUUCUUUGUGUUGAUAUUCUAGCCCACUCUUGCUGUGACCUUGAAGUGCAUGUAGCAAAAUCAAACGCGCUCUGUUGGCAGCGGUACACCUGCACCCAGUACAACGGUCCUUUCCUGCAAGUCUCCCCCCUCAUCCCCCACAGACAGGGCUUCCGCCCACACUAGACGAGGCCCUGACAUGCUCAGACCAGUCUGCCUUUGUCCCAUUCAGCCUGAUCUUUAAGUUUCCAAUGUGAAAAUUGGAAUAAAUGAGUACUUGUAUACUGAGCGCACUUUUCUUGUGGCACUAAAGGCCACUUACUGUCUGAAUGUAACUGUCCCGUCUUUUCUACUGACUGGUAGCUUAUUGAUCACACCGAGCAGUAGCCAUCUGCUCGGCUGGACUUUUGAAGCUGUUACAUAUACAUUUGUUCUGCCUUGUGCCCAAACAAACUUUUAAAGUUUUAUGAACCACUGAGCAUGAGUUGCUCCCAGGCUUCAUGUUACACUGUGCUGUAGUUGAUACAAGCUUCUGGGUCUUAAACACCCUUCCUCCCCACAAUAUCACCCCUAGUCAUAUUCUGCACUGAAUGUAGCACAGGCCCUUAAUGGUAGUAUCAGGAAAAUCACCUGAAGCAGGUGAGCGCUGAAUGUAGGGGUAGAGAAGAACACACCCCGCCUCCCUUCUCCACCUAUCAGCCAUCACCCCCCACCCCAAGUCACACUAUGCCCCGGACUCUGACAUGCUCUUCCUGAGCCCCCUGCUUUGUCAGAGGGAAAAUCAUGAAUCAUACACUUUUGCUAAGUUGCCUAGCUAAGCAUUUUUCUUUUGCCCAACAUAAUAUGCAUCCUCCCUCUGUCUCUUUCUGCCCCAUACAGAAAUCUAAGUGCACAAUGGAGGCCCGCCAGUCUGAGCAUGUCAGGGUGAUCCCGGAUCAUUCCACAUGUAACCGCUGCAUAAACUGCCGUUUUAUUAAAUUUAUUGUGCCCAAACUUUUUUUUUCUUUUUGCGUCGCAUCAGGUUGCAAAUGUGACUCAGCAGUUUUUUUUUCUGUUUUGUUUGCAUCAAUGGCCUUUUGUUCCAUGAGGGGCAAAAGAAAAUCCAGUGACAUUAUGGUGCAUGUGACUACUAGUGCCGUGCUGCCGCCACCUCUUCCUCUUGUCAGUAGCGCUCCGUUUUUUGCGUUCCUCUUUUACCAGUUCAAAGCGUUGUUGAAAGGGUCACACCCUUUUUCAAUUAAUCUUUCAUUAUCAAGGUUUUGAAUUCACUGCCUGUUAAAGAUGCUUCUCCCACCAGAAAUGCACUUUGAAUGUCUGAGCUGGAGGUUGCUAGAGGAGUCCUGGCGAGGCUUCAGGCCUGCUGUGCAAUAGUCUGGUUCUCAGAACCAGCGUUGGUUAAAGUAGGUAAACUGCCCCUGGAGGAGCAGCCACUUGGAGUCUGUAUGUCAUUUGGUGCUGUUUUUUGUUUUUCUCCCCAUGAACUCCUCCAAACAUACUGUUACAGGUGAUCUGCAAUCACUGUUUUUCUUUGCAGUAUAGUCUGGAUUGUCAUUAGGGUAAAUGUUUUUUUGGGUUUUUUUUAUAUAUAUUUAGUAAACUCAACAGACAUUUUUUUUUAUUUGCUGCGGACCAAUCAUUGCUUCCUUCCCCUGUUUUGUCCAAAUGUUUUUUAAGUUUGUUUUAACAUUAAGGGAUGUCCUUUUCACUUUUCCUUUCCUAUGGUGGAUUGUACUAAACUUCUGAGGAGGGGGGGGAGAACCCCUCCGCUGGGUGAGAGGGUGAUGUUGCAAGGUGUGCUGAAGGAGAAACUUUGCUGUUAAUGUUCAUUCUUUGCUGCUCUUUGCAUGGUCAAGAUGUGCUAAAUAUAUCUGUGCUAUGAGCUUGAUGCUUAAAUAAAAGGAUGCUUAUGUGUGAGAA
Messenger RNA from Betta splendens (Siamese fighting fish), 3342 nucleotides. RefSeq names its product adenosylmethionine decarboxylase 1 (gene amd1). The coding region runs from base 211 to 1212 and encodes 333 amino acids. Gene Ontology annotation, biological process: spermidine biosynthetic process; spermine biosynthetic process. Gene Ontology annotation, molecular function: adenosylmethionine decarboxylase activity. Lineage: Eukaryota; Metazoa; Chordata; Actinopteri; Anabantiformes; Osphronemidae. The record is from RefSeq and is a predicted model, not a curated record. The transcript is spliced from 9 exons. Gene Ontology annotation, cellular component: cytosol.